UCACUCAUCUGCAACAGUCAUUUGCACUUCCUCAUCUUUUGCUAAAUUGCUGAAUAUCAACAGUCAAGUGGUAGUUCGCAACCGCAAGCGAUAGUGAGAGGAAGUUGUGGAAGUCGUUCGUUCGGAGCACAGUGGUUCAAGUGCUUCGUUCUGUGGAUAUUUUUUGGUGCAACAGCUGGAGAGGUUGUUGCUUCCACCCCAUCCAGACAGGACAGGACAUACAUGACGUUUAGAAUUAGCUAAGUCUUUCCUCGGCGAUGAAUUGGCCAGCGUCUACUUUCCACUAGUAUUUCGUAUCGGCCCGGUGUGGCUCAGCAGCACGAACCAGCGGUGGCAAUGUACUCCUGUCGCAUGCCUGCACCACAAUCGACUGAGGCAAUCCGCAGUGCACAGGCAACGACAACAAUAGCAACAACAUGCACAGUGCCAUCAUCGAUACUACAUUUUUAGUUCUCUCAGGAAGAUGAGAGUGAAGCAGGUAGCAAUAGUGGAAUGGCUGCCAUUACUAAACCCUCCCCAGGAGUAGAUGACAUUGCCCGUAGUGGUUCACCUUCACCUCAUUCACAAGCCUCGCAAGUAGGAAAUUCACCUGGGGCUUCUUUGACCCCGACACAAAAAGCUAGAGCUGCAUUUAAGCAGCUGGAGAAGGAAGCUGCUAAUGAUGCAGGAUCCCCAGGCAGCGGCUCAGUACUCAGGCCAAGGUCAAGAAUACGUACCCUGUCACAAAGUCUGACUGAGGCCGCCAAACAAGCAUCCGGGCCGACUAUUAGAAAGUUUGCUGCAGUGGGCAAAGCUCUCAACCGCGAAAGAGUUCGUGACUUGGAUAAUGGACAAGAAAAGGGCAAGUGUUCCCUCCCGACGAGUGCAUCACCAAUAGCAGACGACGAUCGCUACGGCGGAAUUUACUGUGGUGAAGACAAGAGUGCUGGCAGUGACAGUGAUAGCGAUGGCGUCACUCCAUCUAAAACCAACCCAGGUGAAAAAUCACCUCGACUAGUGGUGGUAGCCUCCGGAAAAGAGAGUAAGUUGCCGAGUGGCCAGCAAACACAACCAGCAAAGGAAGACCGCUUUGGUGGCAUUUACUGUGGGGAGAGCCUUGAUGAUGAUGAUGAAGAUGAUAGCAGCAGCGAUCAUGGCAAUGGAAAUCAAGCACUGGAGACUAGUGCGCAAGAUGAGAAGUGUGGAGGUGACGUCAUGGAACAGAGUGCUUCUCUCCAGGGCAAAACAGGUGGACUAGAGGCCCAGACCCUUGAGACCUGCAAUCCUUCCCAAGGCAAGGAAGGUCAAGAAACGACACCGUUGAAGGAGAAGAAUCUACCAGAAAAGAGUGAUACAAGGAAGACACAUACGGCUCCAUCCACAAAGACUGCUGGGGACCGCAACGCAUCAAAGUGCAAUGGAACUGACGAUUCCUUACAGAUACGAAGAAAUCACAAUACUGCGGCAUGCUUCAGUGACUCGGACAAUUCUGACAGCCAUCAUGAUGAUGUUAUUUCUCAACUUGUUACUAGUAGUGAUGCACAGCAUUCUGACAAGACCUCCGAAAUGGGCAGCGGUGCAACUGAUGAAUACUCUGCAUCCAUGAUUGAAGAACAGCCCCGCAAGAAGAUGACACCCUUUGAGCAAGAAUGGGAAGAGUUUGCAAACCCUUCUACACGAAUUAAACAUUUUGAACCAAUAGGUCCCCAACUGUCCACAAGCUUUCUACCGACGCAUGGUGAUGCAGCAUCUCACCGUCGCAGCAGCAAUUCCAGCAAUGCGUCAUCCACACUAGUGGAGAACUGCGAACACAGCAGGCCGCCUUUCUUCUCCGCCUCACUGUCCAAUGUAUUAAGUCAGCGCGGCUCACUCCCUGGCACUGCUGAAGAGCCGUGGCGAGUGCCGGCCAGUCCGUUUCCAACCACACGCAGCAAGUGGGAAAUCAUUUCACAAACAAUAUCACAAACCCUUGAAGAAAAUGGAUUUAGGAACGGUGUCUUUGCCACGCGCAGUGAUUGCACAAUGGAAAAGAAUCCUGAUGCACAUCAGUCGUCAUCCAAGGCAUCACCUAAACCACAACGAAGAAGUGUCCGGCUGCGGAAGCUUGUUAGAGAUAGCCUCACAAAGCAACUCACCAAAAAGAGGAGCGAAGAAGACUGCGCCAUCGCACCCCCAUUUAUGUCCAAGGAGGACAUUUCGUCCACUAACAGCAAGCCUGAAGCCAAGUCAACUUCUCUCAACCGGCUCACAGCAGCGUUCAGCAUGUUGUCACCAAAAGAAUCAAGAAGAUCAAAUGGAGAUGUGUGCAAUCUGAGCGAAAAUAGCGCCAGCACCAAUACCAAAAGGAAAGGACUAAAAACGUCGCAGUCUGUUGACUUCGUUCCUGGAGGUCCGACACACAGACCAUCUGGGCAGAGCAUCUUCUCCAUUGCCUCACAACUACUGCAGUCAAACAAUGCUAAAAAUGCAAAGAUAAGGAAUGGCAAGCUCGACAACAUGGAUGUCAAGGAGUCAAGUGGCCUAGCAAACGCAGGACAAACGAACCAAGAGAAGUUGGCAUCCAGAUCGAACAACCAGGGACGUGGCAAGCUGGGUACUAUCUCGGACAGGAUUGCACAACAUAGAAUCACGAAGCAAGUGAUGCGUUCCAAAUCAUUGGAGAGGAUGAGCAAGUCCAAAAUAAAAGAAGAAAGUGUGGAUGAGCUCAGUACUACACUAUGCAAGCCAAUACAGCAACCAUCCCGGCCAAUUUCACCCGAUGUACCUGCUGCUGAUACCAUUGCCGAUGUACGUUCAGUGAGACGCCAGCAUACGUUCUGUGAAACUCUGACCAGCGACCAAGCACUGCUUGACGGCUAUGACACAUGCGGCAGCAGUAUCUUUGAAGAAGAUGAGAUGCCUGAACUCGACCCGGGUGCUAAAUCAGGUACAGCUUCUCCACUCCCUGGCAGAGGAAGGCAGGGUUCGAGGUCAUCAAAGACGGCGUUUCUGGCAUUGAUGGGCGAGAAUACUCUCAACAAUCUGCAGAAGCGGAAAGCAGUGAGAAAGGAGGAAAUAGUAAAGGUGUCACCCAUUUCUGGCUUACCCCCCACCGUACCAGUUCCAGAGAAUUUGGAAAUUGGCCUCAAGCGUUUCCGUGUCUGUCAGGAGAUCUAUUCGACUGAGUACUCCUAUGUCAAGAACCUGGAGGUGUUGGUAGAGGUGUAUAAGGGUGCGCUAAAAAGUGUUCUGUCGGGCAAGGACCUAGACACUAUCUUUAUGAAUGUUGAAAGUAUUUAUGAAUUUAAUUGUGAAUUGCUGGUGGAACUGCACGAUCGCUUCAUGAAAUGGUCAGAUGAUUUGACGGUUGGAGAUGCUUUUACGUGUACAGCCGCUCGUUUCAACGUAUAUUCCGUGUACUGUGCUAACCAUCGCGAUGCCGAAGAGGCAGUUGCCAGGUUAAAACGCAAGAAUGAUGUAAACGACACGCUGCAGUCUGCUGGCCAGGAUGCGCGCGUGUCGACAGGACUCAAUCUGCAAUCCUAUCUGCUUACGCCAGUACAGCGUAUGCCUCGCUACCUACUACUGUUACAGAACCUACUGAAACACACGCCAGACACGCAUCCAGACUUUGAAAUGCUGAGAGAGGCCAUUAGCAAGCUGGAUCGUAUCACCGAGCACGUGAAUCAGCAGAUCCGUGAGCUUCAGAACCAGAAAGCGCUGAGUGAUCUGCGCACACAAGUGGUUGGCCUCGAUGCUCAUGACCUACCCGGCCGCAAGCUGGCCAAAGAAGGACAGGUAUGCCUGACCAGUAUCCGCAAGCUAUACCAGUGCAUUCUCUUCAAUGACCUGAUCGUGUUUGCACUGCGCGGCGAGAGCAAAGGCAAAGUGGAGAUCGCCCUGGACCUGAGCACGGUGUGGGUGCAUGACUUGGACCAGAAUGACCCGCAAACAACAGCCCAGGAUGCUAUUGAGAUCUACAAUCCCGACAGACCGUAUACAAUCUAUGUCAAGACCAUCAACGAGAAGCGUCUUUGGCUAAACGAAAUCCGCAGUGUUAUUCUCAGCCACCUGAAGGAGAAGAACGACAACUUGGGUCCUCCUAAAGAUAUGGAGGAGAGGACUGGUAUUUCAGAGGAGAAUGUCGGCCAAUCGGCAGUAGUGCGAGCUAGUGACAUAGUGCACCGGACUGCCAAGUUCUCUUAUGCUAGUGGUGAGCUGUUUGAUGGUUGCUGGCUGGAUGCCAUGCGCCACGGCAAAGGUGAAAUGACAUGGCGUGACCGUACAACGUACGUUGGUGAAUGGGUGGAGAAUGAGCGUAUCGGAGAGGGUACUCUGACUUACAAUACAGCUGACGUCUAUUCUGGCACAUGGAGCAAUAAUGUCCAGUGCGGAAAAGGAGAGCUGAAGCUCUGCAGUGGUGACCAAUACUCUGGUCAGUGGAAGAACGCGCUUCCACAGGGCGACGGAAAGAUCGAGUACGCCAAUGGUGAUAUAUUCACCGGUGCUUUUGAUCGAGCAACAGUGAAUGGUGAUGGUGUGCUCAAGUGCAAGAAUGGGAUCGAGUAUGAUGGCCAGUGGCUGGAAUCACAGUUUGAUGGCGAAGGUAAAUUCACAAAUCGCUAUGGCGACCGGUUUGAAGGAGAGCUGGUGCACAACUGCUUCCACGGUUCCGGUAUCAUGAACUACAAGGAUGGCUCUGUGUACGAUGGUAUCUGGGAGAAGGGUCACCGGCAUGGCUAUGGUUCAUUCAAGGAAGCGAACGGUGCUGAGUACAAUGGCAACUGGCGUUUAGAUCAACGGCAUGGUCAAGGCUGGCAGAAGGCACAGGACGGCAGUGUGUAUGACGGAAUGUGGGAAUACAACGCUCGCCACGGCAGUGGAAAGAUGCGCUUUGCCAACGGUGAUGAAUACAGUGGCCUCUUCAAACACAACCACGUACAUGGCAGAGGCACGAUGACGUACGCAGAUGGCUCCGUGUACAUAGGUGAUUUUAAGUUUGCCCAGCGCCAUGGCUAUGGCGUAAUGGAGUAUGCGAAUGGCGGUCACUAUGAUGGCAGCUGGGUACACGAUGUACGCGAGGGAGAGGGAAGUUAUACAUAUGAAGACGAGACCUAUUCCGGUGACUUUGCACAUGAUCGUCCGCAUGGCAAGGGCAUGUACACGCAUAAGGGAAGUAACACAUGUUACACUGGACACUAUGUGGCUGGUAAGCGCUGCGGCGCUGGUGUGGAGACAUCGCCAAUGGGCAAGUUUGUUGGCGAGUGGAAGUAUGGCAUGCGCCACGGUGCCGGCAAGGAGACCUCUACGGUUGGUACGAUCUCGGACGGUUCAUGGCACUGCAACCAGCGCAAUGGUGUGUUCACUGUGCGCAGUGUGACUGGUGAGGUGUCCGAAGCCACCUACCAGGCAGGCGCAUUAGUCGACAAACCCAAUCCCCAUGACAUCCCCACCAUGCCCAUCCUCGGUCGCACGCUCAUGUAAGUCCUGCCAGUCCAUCACCACUUCUUACCAGCCAGCCAACGCUGUCGCUGCUUGUACAGCCAUUCUGCACCAGACAUCCAUCAUUGUGUCAAUGUACAUUAUCUGUAACUUCAGCUAGUAGUUUGAUUCGGAAAAAAAUAGCAUCUACAUUCUCUGAAGUUUCUACUUCAGAGCAUACAUAAUCAUCCCUGUCCUAUACUGUAAAUAUUGGCUAUGCCCCCCCCCCCCACACACACCUUUGUUUUCUGCUUCAUGAAACAUCAUCGCCUUUAUUUUCCUUGAUUUUGCUCUCAUCCGCGCUUUGAUUCUUGCUUUACAGUUUAUUUGCUUUUGCUUUUUGACCAAAUUUCCAUUGAAUAUUAGCAUCUUGGGAACUUUACAAUCUGCCUCCUGUUGUAUCAAAGAUUUCUGCAUCGGUCACUGCCGUUCUAUUUCACUAAAAUCAACAAGGAGGGCACUAACAUUUACAAUACGUAGAGAUACUUAUUAUUCUGUUUGACUUUUAUCUACUUCAAGUACCAUGCAGUUUGGAAUUGGGAGCAGUUCUUUCUUCUCUAGCACCCUGAUGUGCUUCCUCACAGUUCACUAGUUUCCUUCUUUUUGGCAAUUUUCACUCGCCUAUAAUUCUAGUAUAUCGCUCACCGACUGAAUACUACUGUGUAGCACGGAAUCUUAGAGAAAAUCAACAACACACCAAA
This is a messenger RNA of Sycon ciliatum, 6140 nucleotides long. Its product is annotated as myosin-M heavy chain-like. The record is from RefSeq and is a predicted model, not a curated record. Gene Ontology annotation, cellular component: cytosol. The transcript has 15 exons. Bases 493 to 5442 code for a protein of 1649 amino acids. Gene Ontology annotation, molecular function: guanyl-nucleotide exchange factor activity. Lineage: Eukaryota; Metazoa; Porifera; Calcarea; Leucosolenida; Sycettidae. Gene Ontology annotation, biological process: intracellular signal transduction.